AUGCCUUCGCCGCCAAGGUCAGGAAGAAUUGGCAGUACUAAGUCGAAAACAGGGUGCGAUACUUGCAAAAUUCGUCGUAUACGCUGCAGCGAGGAAAAGCCACAUUGUGUGAAAUGCACUAGUACUGGCCGACAGUGUACAUACAGCGCCCUGCGACCCCAAAAGGCUCUGGUUUCUCCAUUUCCACAGUUCCACUCAGGCCAAAGGGAACGUCGCGCUUUUGAAUUCUAUUUUCAUCGAGCAGGACCAGCUCUUGCAGGUAUCAUCGAUCCUACUUUUUGGAACGGAGCCGUCUUGCAGAUUUGUCGACUGGAGCCAGCUGUAUGGGAUGCAGUCAUUUCACUGAGCGCUUUAUAUGAGCGGCCUCCAAUCAGCGACUCGUCUCCGUUUUCUCUCCUCUAUAGCCCGGCUGAUGUGCGGCAUGCCUACCACCGUGAGGCAUUGGUAUGGUACUCGCGCUCAUUGUCGGCUUUGCAACAACGCAUUCAUCGAGGUGUUGCCGAUGUCACCAUAUCGACCAUAACCUGUAUCCUCUUCAUUGCCAUCGAGCUACUUCAAGGUCACAGAUCGGCUGCGGUUGCACUGUAUACACAAGGUAUGCAGCUAUUGGCCGAAGUGACACGCUGUCCAGCGUCUGGUACAGAGCUUGAAUUUAUGAUGGCUACUACCAGCUCUAUCUUUCAUCGCUUGAGGGCGCAAUUUCUUAUCUCAACGGACGGCGCAUUGUGCGACUUGUGGGCGACAGAUUAUGCAAACAUGCGCAAACCCUUCAUGUCAAUCAUUGAAGCCAGGAAUACGCUGGUUGGCCUCGUUGCGGGGUGGAAGAUCCUGAACAAACAUGUCAAGGAUAGUCUGGAACAAUUGGUUGAAGGCCACAUCCCUGAACCAUCUUCCCCAAUUCAAAAUCGACAACGGCACUUGAAGGAUCGUCUGAUGGCCUGGCAUACGUCUUUUAUCUCUAUGAUAUCCGCACAUAACCCAGCGCCCUGCCCAUCCCCACAAAAUUCCGAUGGCCCGACCUCUCUCCUUAUGAUGACCUAUCUCAGCAUAUGGAUCGAAACGCAAACAUCCCUUGCUUUUAACGAGAUGCCCUAUGAUAACUAUGAAGCAGAGUUCACCCAAAUUCUACAAUAUGCGCCCAAGGCUCUAAAUGCGACCCGCACCUUGGAUGGCAGCCAGCCCGGGUUCAUGUUUGAGAUGGGGGUUUUCCUGCCCCUCUUCAUCACAGCGCUCAAAUGUCGGAACCCUAAGCUGCGUCGCCAGGCGUUGUCAUUUUUAUUAGAUUCCCCGCCUGUGCAGGGUCUAUGCAUGUGCGCUCCAGUAGUAGAUCUUAUUGCGACGAUUAUUGUCAUCGAAGAGGAUCUCGUGGGGCUGGACCGGGCUGAAUCGUUGAUAGGUGUGCUGGCAGGGCCGGGGAGAUACCCGGACGCCGCGAACCGGAUUGCUACAUUCAAUGUAUUGUCUAAUGUUAAUGACGAUGGGAGACGGGAGAAUCGGCUACACCUCGCGGCCUAUCUCUCAAACGCAGAGGGGAGAUGUGUGGUUUCGGAAAGAUCGGUCUUGCUUCCACUUUUGAGGAGUGAGAUGAACCUCUGA
This is a messenger RNA of Penicillium salamii, 1596 nucleotides long. The record is from the annotation of a GenBank genome assembly. Lineage: Eukaryota; Fungi; Ascomycota; Eurotiomycetes; Eurotiales; Aspergillaceae.